Messenger RNA from Nematocida ausubeli, 651 nucleotides. RefSeq lists its product as uncharacterized. The record is from RefSeq and is a predicted model, not a curated record. Gene Ontology annotation, cellular component: Golgi apparatus; membrane. Bases 1 to 651 code for a protein of 216 amino acids. Gene Ontology annotation, biological process: phosphatidylinositol biosynthetic process. Gene Ontology annotation, molecular function: CDP-diacylglycerol-inositol 3-phosphatidyltransferase activity. The transcript has a single exon. Lineage: Eukaryota; Fungi; Microsporidia.
AUGAUAUGCAGGCUAUUUUUGUUGUCUGCAGUAAAUACGGGCGCAUUUCAAAGAAUAUUUUUAUUUAUGGAUGCAGAGACUGUAAGGCAGAAGAGUACCCUGCUUUAUAUUCCAAAUAUAAUUGGGUAUGUCCGAGUAGUGCUGUUAUUUAUAUCACUAUUUUUCAGCAAGAAUAUAUUUGUUAUACUUUAUAGUAUAUCGUAUCUCCUAGAUUCUCUGGAUGGGUAUGCAGCGCGCAGGUUCAAACAAGAAUCAAAAUUAGGAUAUAUUCUUGACAUGGCAACAGAUAGGGCGUCAUCUGCUGUUCUGAUUCUAAGAGUAGUUGAUGCAUACCCAAAGAUGUUCAUUAUUCUGGGUGCCUUUCUUAUGAUGGAUGUUUUGUCGCACUUCUUCUGUGUUGUGUGCACGUGCAGUAGCAAGGUGUCACACAAAGUGCAUGCAAGCACUAGUAUAGCGAGUAGGAUACUUUCCUUCUACUAUGCAAGGCCCGUGUUAUUCACUGUUUGUUUAGGCAGUGAGCUAUUUCUCUUAAAUAUUCUAUGCUUUAAGAGUGUAUUAUUGGGGGUUUUAUGCGGGGUUAUUUUUGCAUUCAAGUAUAUUACAAAUGUACUUCAGCUCUAUAUUGCAAUAAUCAGUCUAAGCCAGGAAUAG